AAAAUCUUCUCUUAAGCUUAAAGUAAAACUUAGGGUUUAAUCAUCUACCGAUCUACGUAGUAUUUGCCAACUUCAUCUUCUCCCAUCGGUAAAGACGGUAAGUCUACAAUAGUGAUAAGCUGUUCGAAACUUCAAUCUCUUUGUAACUUUCAAUCAUCUAAUACUUUUUUCUUACAUUUAAAGGCUGAAGCGGCAAAUUAGAAUAGAAGCUGGGAAGUGGGAACCAAAACUGAAGCUUCGAAAUCUGGUUCUCUAUUUUUUAUUUUGCUACUAUGUAUCACUGUGUUUAAUCAUUUGAAUACGUAUAUUUCAAGUGAAAUAUGUAUAUUUAUGUACGGUCAAUUCAAAAUGUGGUGAGUGUUUUUUUUUGUUUUUUUGUAGAAGAAGAGCAUAAAGCCUGAAAUUGCUUUGUUCUAAGCACUAAUUAUUGCACUAAUAUACUACUACGUAAAUGACAACUAAAGUAUUGUAGGGUAAAUAGGCAGAUCCGAAUAGAAGUUGGGAACCAAAUGUGAAAGCUUCGGAAUCUGGUUCGUACAAUUGAAGGGAUCGUACAAUCUGGUCCGAAUAGAAGCUUCCGAAUAGAAGUUGGGAACCAAUUGAGGGAUUUAUGCAGGCACCAUCCACCAGCAUUCUACCUUUUAGUGAAGGGUCAAACUCAAUUUUUAUAAUGGCAGAAGAAGUUGAUACCUCUAUCAACACCGAUCAGUCACAUGUAGAGGAGAUAGCAGAUAUACCUGAAGAGACUGAGGCGAGGCAUGGUGGAGAUGAAGAGGCUAUAAUUGAAGAAUCAGCUCUGAAUUUGAAUAAAGAAAGAGCAAAACGGUCAAAAGUUUGGGAGAAAUGUUUCACCCAGAUAAAGAAUGACAAAGGAGUGGUGGUAAAAGCUGAAUGCGGCCAUUGUAAAGUGAAGUUGUCUUGGCAAGCGACUGGCACACCAACGCAUUUGACUAGACAUAUGAAGACAUGUUCUCAAAGGAGGGCGACCAUGAGGCAACAUGGUCUACUAAACUUUCAAGCAAGCAAUCAAAGUAUGCCUUCCCUAUCUCCAGCA
Messenger RNA from Cuscuta europaea, 1054 nucleotides. The record is from the annotation of a GenBank genome assembly. Lineage: Eukaryota; Viridiplantae; Streptophyta; Magnoliopsida; Solanales; Convolvulaceae.